AUGCGCAUUGACUCAGGAAGCAUGCAUCAAAGCAGUUUCCACUCUGCUUCACCACUUUUUGGAAGUUGUAUCUUCCAGGGCAAUAAAUCGUUUUUGGUUGAUUGGGAAGAGAGUGGGCGAAGAAGGAAUGAACGGUUCUUCAGUUUCCCAAGGGAAAAUUGUUGUGGGGUGGGCGACGGUUUCGGUGGCAGGGACAAGGAAGAAAUGGAUAAUGAAUAUCUUAUUGACUUACAGCUGUUCAAACCACCAACACCAAUCAAAGUCAAGAUUCUUAGGAUUUGGAAAUCUACAACUCCAAACAAUCCAAAAAAUCUACUCAGUCUUGACUUUUUAAUUGCUGAUGUCAAGAAAAAUGUUAUGCAAGCGAUGAUUAGAGGUUUUGAUGCACCUCUAUUUAUACCAAUGUUGAAAGAAGGUGCUGUCUAUCUCAUUGACAAGUAUCGAAUUAUGAAAUCAAAGCACAACUUCAAUGUUCUUCCUGAAGACCUGAUGAUAGUUCUAUCAAGAAUGUCAGAAGUAAAAGAAAUUGUUGAAGACAACACUCAAUAUCCAGACUACUACUUCAAUUUUGUUCACUUCAAAGAUCUUCCUGAUAAGAUAUAAAAAAA
Molecule: messenger RNA, 608 nt
Organism: Theobroma cacao (cacao)
Lineage: Eukaryota; Viridiplantae; Streptophyta; Magnoliopsida; Malvales; Malvaceae
Source: RefSeq, a predicted model, not a curated record